This is a messenger RNA of Prorocentrum cordatum, 498 nucleotides long. The record is from the annotation of a GenBank genome assembly. Lineage: Eukaryota; Dinophyceae; Prorocentrales; Prorocentraceae.
GUCAGGGCGGCGGACCGCGUCGCCGUGGAGGCGGAGGCGCUGCUGCGCUGGGAGCGCGCAGGCUUCGCGCGGUGCCCCAGCCUGCUCUCGGAGCGCGAGGCGCAGAUGCUCAGACGGGAGCUGGAGUGCGUAAUGCGCACGGAGGCGCAGGAGCUGGCCGCCCUGAGGCACCAGGUGCGCGUCCAGCUCGGCGCACCAGCCGCCCGGCGGUGCCGGACCAGGGCGGACUGCCGGGCUUUGCUGCGGGACGCGGAGGAGUGCGGCGAGGUGAGUUUCCUUCAGUACUUCAACCUGCACCGCGCCAGCGCUCCCCUGCGCGCAGCGGCGCUGUCGGCCCGCAUGUCCUUCUGGGCCUCGAAGCUGCUGGGCGUGCCGCAGAGCCAGCCCAAGGGAGCGGGUCGAGCGUCGGAGCUCGAGAGAGCCGGGGGGUCAGUGCAGACGGGGGCCAGCCAGAGUGCCGGAUCUCGCGGGAUCCUGGAGGGCAAGGGCUGCACAUAG